This is a messenger RNA of Venustampulla echinocandica, 411 nucleotides long. RefSeq lists its product as uncharacterized. NCBI's taxonomy places the organism in Eukaryota, Fungi, Ascomycota, Leotiomycetes, Helotiales, Pleuroascaceae. The coding region runs from base 1 to 411 and encodes 136 amino acids. The transcript has a single exon. The record is from RefSeq and is a predicted model, not a curated record.
AUGAGACUUUUGGCAACUCUACUGGCCGUCCUGGCUACCCUUCAACUUUGCUCCGCAUGGGUUCUCGAAGUCAACGGCAAAGAACUGAGAGCCGGUUCUCCCAUCAGCGAAACGUUUAGCAGCCGACAGGCCGAAAAUGGUUGCCACGAUAUUGCUAGCACCAUCACGAAGAAAGGUGUGAACGAUUUCCGCUUCUGCACCAUUCAGAUGUUUGGUUGCCAGAUCUCCUUCUACUCGGAAGCUCUUUGCGCGGGGGCAAACCUGGGCCACAGCGGCGGUCGUGGUUAUAGCUGGAGAAAGAACCCCGUCAGCCCGGCUGGGUCAAAGAUGGGCAGCUUCCGUAUCACUGGAUGCCAUAGUCUCGGUGGCGAGUGGGGAACAUGGGACACCUUCAGGACCAAGGAGUGCUAA